Medioppia subpectinata is the source of this 653-nucleotide messenger RNA. Lineage: Eukaryota; Metazoa; Arthropoda; Arachnida; Sarcoptiformes; Oppiidae. The record is from the annotation of a GenBank genome assembly.
GAUGGUUAGCUGUGACACAGUUUCAGCCGACGGACGCGCGCCGAGCCUUUCCCUGCUUUGAUGAGCCCUCUAUGAAAGCCACGUUUAAUGUGACUCUCGUUCACCACAACUCUCUCAGAGCCGUCUCUAAUAUGCCUAUACUUACAACUCAUCGAAGUGGGGAAUGGAUUGCCGAUACAUUUGAGAAAACCGUCAAAAUGUCUACAUAUUUGUUGGCCUUUUUGAUCAGUGAUUUCCACAUUAAUUCUGAUCAAAAGGCAAAAUUUAGUGUGUGGUCGAGAGCCGACGCAAUAUCGGCCACCAAUUAUUCUUUAGAUGUCGGGCCAAAAAUGUUAAAAUAUUUUGAAAAUUACUACAAUAUUUCGUAUCCGUUACCAAAAAUGGAUAUGGUGGCUGUACCCGAUCUAAACGCGGGUGCGAUGGAGAACUGGGGUAUGAUUAUAUACAGGGAGACGGCUAUGCUUUACGACCAGUCGGUCUCGUCAUCGCAUAACCUGCAAAGAGUGGCCACAGUUAUCGCACACGAAUUGGCUCAUCAAUGGUUCGGCAAUUUGGUGACACCCAAGUGGUGGGACGACCUCUGGCUCAACGAAGGAUUUGCCUCUUUUAUGGAGUACGAGGGCGUGAAUGCCGUUCACCCCAAAUGGCAAAUG